UUUAGGCCGCGGCCAUCCGUGUAUUUGGAAAUUUACAGUAGCAGUCCAGUUGGUUCGGAAAGCAGCAGAGAUGGCGGAUUCCUCAGAGUCCAACAUGGCCACCAGCCCGGUGCGCAGCUCUCGGCGAGGAGAUGCCUUCACCUCCAGCCCAGGAAGAGAUCUGCCUCCCUUCGAGGAUGAAUCUGAAGGACUCCUGGGAGCUGAGGGCCCCCCUGAUGAUGAAGAAGAAGAAGAUGGGGAGGAACUAAUUGGAGAAGGGAUGGAAAGGGACUACCGCCCUAUUCCAGAACUGGAUGUUUAUGAAGCUGAAGGCUUGGCCAUGGAUGAUGAAGACAUAGAGGAAUUGACUGCCAGCCAAAGGGCAGCAGCAGAGCGGGCCAUGAGGCAGAGGGACCAUGAGAUGGGCCGUGGCCUGGGCCGCAUGCACAGUGGUCUGCUUUAUGAGAGUGAUGAUGAAGAUGAGGAGCGCCCUUCACGGAAGAGACGCUUGGCAGAAAUGGCUGCUGAUGGCAUGGAAGAUGAGGAUGAAGACAUGAUUGAGAGCAUUGAGAACCUGGAAGACAUGAAAGGACACUCUGUGAGGGAGUGGGUGUCUAUGGCAGCUCCUCGGCUUGAGAUCUACCACCGCUUCAAGAACUUCCUAAAAACUCACGUGGAUGACCAUGGCCACAAUGUUUUCAAGGAGAGGAUCAGUGACAUGUGCAAAGAGAACAGAGAGAGCCUGGUGGUGAAUUACGAAGACUUGGCUGCUCGGGAACAUGUCCUGGCCUACUUUCUUCCAGAAGCCCCAGCAGAAAUGUUGAAGAUCUUUGAUGAAGCGGCCAAGGAAGUGGUGUUGGCCAUGUACCCUAAAUAUGACCGAAUUGCAAAGGAAAUCCACGUCCGGAUCUCACAUCUGCCUCUGGUAGAAGAGUUACGAUCACUUCGGCAGCUUCACUUGAGCCAGCUAAUCCGGACAAGUGGGGUUGUGACAAGCUGCACUGGGGUCCUUCCUCAGCUCAGCAUGGUCAAAUACAAUUGCACCAAGUGUAGCUUCAUCUUGGGGCCUUUCAUGCAGUCCCAGAACCAGGAAGUAAAGCCAGGAUCCUGCCCAGAGUGUCAGUCUACUGGUCCCUUUGAAAUCAACAUGGAAGAGACUGUCUACCAGAACUACCAGCGCAUCAAAAUCCAGGAGAGCCCCGGCAAAGUGGCAGCAGGCCGGCUCCCUCGUUCCAAGGAUGCCAUUUUACUUGCUGACCUGGUUGACAGCUGCAAGCCAGGGGAUGAGAUUGAGUUAACCGGCAUCUACCAUAAUAAUUAUGAUGGUUCUUUGAACACUGCCAAUGGGUUUCCAGUGUUUGCCACCGUGAUCCUGGCAAACCACAUUUCCAAGAAAGACAAUAAGGUGGCUAUCGGAGAGCUCACAGAUGAGGAUGUGAAAACCAUUGUAGGCCUGUCAAAGGAUGAGCAGAUUGGAGAGAAGAUUUUUGCCAGCAUUGCUCCUUCAAUCUAUGGCCAUGAAGACAUCAAAAGGGGCUUGGCGCUGGCCCUGUUUGGAGGAGAACCCAAAAACCCAGGAGGAAAACACAAGGUCCGUGGUGACAUCAAUGUCCUGCUCUGCGGAGAUCCUGGAACAGCUAAGUCUCAGUUCCUCAAAUACGUGGAGAAGGUGUCCAGCAGAGCCAUCUUCACCACCGGCCAGGGAGCUUCUGCUGUUGGUCUGACUGCCUAUGUGCAGAGGCACCCUGUGAGCAAAGAGUGGACCCUGGAAGCAGGUGCUCUGGUGUUGGCAGACCGCGGGGUGUGCUUGAUAGACGAAUUUGACAAGAUGACAGAUCAGGACAGGACCAGCAUCCAUGAAGCUAUGGAGCAGCAGAGCAUCUCCAUCUCCAAGGCUGGCAUUGUCACCUCCCUGCAAGCUCGCUGCACCAUCAUUGCCGCUGCCAAUCCCAUCGGUGGGCGUUAUGACCCCUCCUUGACUUUCUCAGAAAAUGUCGAUCUGACUGAACCCAUCAUAUCUCGAUUUGAUAUCUUGUGUGUGGUCAGGGACACAGUGGAUCCGGUUCAGGAUGAGAUGCUGGCUCGGUUUGUAGUGAACAGUCACAUCAAACAUCACCCUAACAGCAAAGACCUUGUGAAUGGAGACUCUCAAGAGAUUGUCCUCCCCAAUACGUAUGGCAUAGACCCCAUCCCACAGGAGAUCCUGAAGAAGUACAUUAUCUAUGCGAAGGAAAAGGUCCACCCCAAACUCAACCAGAUGGACCAGGACAAAGUGGCCAGGAUGUACAGUGAGCUCAGGAAAGAAUCCAUGGCAACUGGGAGUAUCCCCAUAACAGUGCGCCACAUUGAGUCCAUGAUCCGCAUGGCUGAGGCCCACGCCCGCAUGCACCUGCGGGACUAUGUGGUAGAGGACGACGUUAACAUGGCCAUCAGGGUCAUGCUGGAGAGCUUCAUUGACACACAGAAGUUCAGUGUCAUGAGGAGCAUGCGGAAGACUUUCUCCCGGUACCUGGCCUUCAGGCGAGAUAACAAUGAGCUCUUGCUGUUCAUUUUGAAACAGCUGGUAUCAGAACAGGUGAUGUAUCAGAGGAAUCGCUAUGGGGCUCAGCAGGAUACCAUUGAGGUGCCAGAGAAAGACUUGGUCGAUAAGGCUCGCCAGAUCAACAUCCACAACCUUUCUGCCUUCUACGACAGUGAGUUGUUCAAGAUGAACAGAUUCAACCGUGAUGUGAAACGGAAGCUGAUUAUACAGGCUCUGUAAGGGCAGGGCAUUCCUGAGUGCCUGCAGAGAGCCUGCACUUGAAACGGUGCUUCCUCACACAUUGCAGCAGCACGCAAAUGAUUCCUACGCCUGUCCUCCGAGAACCACAGAGGAGAACGUUCAGUCCUGCUGAAAGACUGUGAUUAGAACGGAGCAAAGCCAACUAGCUGAAGCACCCUGAACUCCUGAAAUUUUUUUGUAGUGGCUGAGUUUGUUGGCCGAAGCCUCAAAGGACUGGCUGUCUUUUGGCCCCAUGUUUGGAAAUCUGAACAAAGCAAUCAGUAGGGAAUAUUGUUCGAGUUAUCCAUUGAAUCAGUUUAUUCUUGAUAACUGGGUGUAAUUGGAUCAUCUAAACACACAGGGCAUAUGCUUGCAUUCUGUUUCCUUUCUCUACCUUUGUUUAGACGACUUAAUUGGUGGCCCUCCAGAUGUGCUGGCCUACAACUUGCAUCAUCUAUCACCAUUGGCUAUACUGAGAAGGGAUAAUGGGAGUUGUAGGCAAGAAUAUCUGGAGGGCCACAGGUUGCCCACCCUUGAUUUAUAAUGGCCAAAGCUGAGCUCAUACAUUUUUUUUCUGCUUGGGAAAAUGUAUCCCCAGAUGUGGAGGCAGCCCAGAAGUCAGGCAUCUGAAGUAAGCAGAAGAAACAAUAUCCCCUUUUGUCUCAAACAUCUCGAACUGCUCACGAGUUCUGUCUUGUGGCUCAUACACCGUGUGGUGGUUUGUGUACGAAUGCUGAAACUGCCUCCUUGGAGGCUGAUUGAGACUGGCAUCAUCGUGCCAGAUUGUGUUUGGUAGUUUUAAAAAAAGCAUUGGUUUGAAAACAGUUCCAUCAUUCUGCCAGCUGGAGGAUAAUGCUUGCAGAACAACCCCCCACCCCACUUCCCCUCUUGCCUUACAUCCUGCAAAUCUUCUCAAAAGGAUUGGGAGACCAGGAUCUAGAAUUUACCAAGACUUUUAUAGGCUCUUAUGUUUUUGCCCAGCAGGUGGCAGUGUUUGUAAGUUUUAAUAUGGAAAAAUAAAGGUUUAAAAAUA
Varanus komodoensis (Komodo dragon) is the source of this 3773-nucleotide messenger RNA. It is a transcript of the gene MCM2, whose product is annotated as minichromosome maintenance complex component 2. The transcript is spliced from 16 exons. Gene Ontology annotation, biological process: mitotic DNA replication initiation; DNA replication; double-strand break repair via break-induced replication. The record is from RefSeq and is a predicted model, not a curated record. Bases 71 to 2740 code for a protein of 889 amino acids. Gene Ontology annotation, molecular function: single-stranded DNA binding; ATP binding; single-stranded DNA helicase activity. NCBI's taxonomy places the organism in Eukaryota, Metazoa, Chordata, Lepidosauria, Squamata, Varanidae. Gene Ontology annotation, cellular component: MCM complex; nucleus.